AUGCCGACCGUCAGGAGCAAGAAGAAGAAGCCGAAGAAGGAUGAAGCCGAGGGAGAGGAGCAGGGCGAAGUGGGUGUGGAGCUGGAGGCUGAGGCGGAGGAAGUGACCACUAGGAGCCGCUCUAACAGCAGGGACCCUCUGACCCCGGAGCCGCACGAUCCAGCACCACAGAGGAAGAAGAAGAAGAAGAAGGCGUCUACUAUCGAUCUGGAAGCCGAGCACGGCGACGUGCCAAACGGCGACAUGGCCGAGUCCGACAUGGACGGAGAGGAACGGACCGUGGCUGUAACCAGGAAGACCAGGAGGAAGAAGAAGGCGAGGGCGACGGAGCACUACAGCAACGACCUCGGAGCCGAAGACGACGACAUCGUCUCUGGCGCCCAGUCCCCGAUCCCCCAGCAUUCCCUGUUCUCCUCCGCCCCCCACGGACACAGCCAACCGGUCGGCAAAGUCUUCGUGGAGAGGAACAGGCGUUUCCAGGCAGAGCGAGUUGAGCAGCUUCGACACUCAGAGAUGAUGGAUGACUACAUGGACCCCAGACAGAUCUGGUCCACCAGAGACGUCGCUAUAAGGGUCCACAAUGGCUUCAGGGUGAUCGGUCUGUUCUCUCACGGUUUCCUGGCCGGCUACGCCGUGUGGAACGUGAUCGUGGUGUACGUGCUGGCGGGCGAGCAGAUGACCACGCUGCCCAACCUGCUGCAGCAGUACCACCUGCUGGCCUCCCCGGCCCAGUCGCUGCUCUACCUGCUGCUCGCCAUCAGCACCGUGUCCGCCUUCGACAGGGUGAACCUGGCCAAAGCCUCCAUGGCUCUGAGAGGCUUCCUCACGCUGGACCCCGCUGCUCUGGCCUCUUUCUUGUACUUCAUAGCCCUGAUCCUGUCCCUCAGUCAGCAAAUGACCAGCGAUCGCAUCAACCUCUACCCUACAGGCAACCAGACCCUGUGGCCCCCGGGGUCGGAGCAGCAGAUCCUGCAGCCGUGGAUCGUAGUGAACAUGGUGGUGGCGCUGUUGGUGGGCCUGGCCUGGGCAGUCGUCUCUACGCGGCCCGACAUCGACUACACAGAAGAGUUUUUGAUGACAAUGGAAGUGGAGGGAUACCCGAGAGUAGAAGAUCUGGACAUCCCUGCCUGAAAACCUGUCUGUCUCUCUGUCUGACUUUCUUUGUGUGU
Molecule: messenger RNA, 1169 nt
Organism: Perca flavescens (yellow perch)
Lineage: Eukaryota; Metazoa; Chordata; Actinopteri; Perciformes; Percidae
Gene: tmem237a
Product: transmembrane protein 237a
Exons: 10
Coding region: 1-1131 (376 amino acids)
Biological process (GO): cilium assembly
Cellular component (GO): ciliary transition zone
Source: RefSeq, a predicted model, not a curated record